Xiphophorus maculatus (southern platyfish) is the source of this 1993-nucleotide messenger RNA. RefSeq names its product ephrin-B2a-like (gene efnb2a). Lineage: Eukaryota; Metazoa; Chordata; Actinopteri; Cyprinodontiformes; Poeciliidae. The record is from RefSeq and is a predicted model, not a curated record. The transcript is spliced from 5 exons. Gene Ontology annotation, cellular component: plasma membrane. Gene Ontology annotation, biological process: axon guidance; blood vessel morphogenesis; ephrin receptor signaling pathway. The coding region runs from base 671 to 1678 and encodes 335 amino acids. Gene Ontology annotation, molecular function: ephrin receptor binding.
AGCCCGGCUUGAGAGCAGCAGCCGAUCAGGCGACAUCCUCCCUGCGUGCGGGUCGCUGUGCGGUGCGUUGCGGUGCGGGAGGACGGAUCUGCGGGACUCUAAUUCUCCGCCUGCGUGCUCGGCUUUCUUUCUUUUCUGUCCUUCUUUCCUCACUUUGGGAGUUUUAUUUUCUUUCUUUUCGGACCUGUUUAGAAUGAGAACCUCCAUCCCAGCUCCUUUGGUUUCUCUCAUCCACACAUCCGCUCAUUUUGUUCAUUUCGACCAUCCGACCUCAUUGUUCCAUUUUUGUGCUGCUGUCACCCACAGUUUGUCGCCCUCCACCUCCACCUCCAGCUCCAGCUGAACGCGGAAUACCUCAGCCUGCUGCUGUUGGAUGUUGGCUCUUUUUACGCAGAGGGAUUUCUAUUUUCUCUGAAGGAUGAUGGAUCUCUAACGCGCUGCGCCCUGAAUGAACCAACCGUGCGCUCUUCUUUUUUCUCUGGUUUUUUCUUUUUUUGGAGAUGCUCUGAUCGGAGCUUGUUGGGUCCGAAUGCGCUGGAUCGGGAUAUAAUCUGAAGAUCUUUUUGUUUUUCUGUUGUUGUUAUUUUGUUUUCUGCGUGGACACACACGGCUGUUCCCCCUCUGAGACGGAGUGUGCACCGCAUCCAUCCCGGAGGCGCGCGGGCUCACCAUGGGGGACUCGAUGUGGAGAUAUUAUUUUGGAGUUUUCUUCCUCGCCUUCGAACUGGACUUGUGUCGGCCGCUCAUUCUGGAGUCCAUCUACUGGAACACGACCAACACCAAAUUUGUUCCGGGCCAAGGCGUGGUUUUGUACCCGCAGAUCGGGGACAAGCUGGACAUUGUGUGCCCGCGCGUGGACGGCGGGGUCGUCGACGGCGUGGAGUAUUACAAGGUGUACAUGGUGCCCAGGGAGCAGCUGGAGAGCUGCACCAUCACCAAGGCCGACACGCCGCUGCUGAACUGCGUGAAGCCCGACCAGGACGUGAAGUUCACGCUGAAGUUCCAGGAGUUCAGCCCCAACCUGUGGGGGCUCGAGUUCUUCAAGGGGAAGGACUACUACAUCAUCUCUACAUCCAACGGCACCAUGGAGGGCAUCGACAACCAGGAAGGUGGCGUGUGCAAGACCAAGUCCAUGAAGAUAGUCAUGAAAGUGGGGCAGAAUCCUUCUGAUCCCGUUUCACCCAAAGACAUUCCCACCAGAACGCCCUACAAGCCCGGGUCGCCGGACGACGAGAGGGAGAAAAACGAAGUCCAGCUGACACGAGACAAAUCCAAAUUAGAAGACGGCGGCGGCUCCGGCGGCAGCGGCGGGAAAUCGUCCAGCGCCAUCGGCUCCGAGGUGGCCAUCUUUGUGGGCAUCGCCUCGGGCAGCGUGAUCUUCAUCAUCAUCAUCGUCAUGCUGGUCCUGCUGCUGCUCAAGUACCGGCGGCGGCACCGCAAGCACUCACCGCAGCACACGGCCACGCUGUCGCUCAGCACGCUGGCCACGCCCAAACGCGGCGGCGGCGGCGGCAACAACAACGGCUCGGAGCCCAGCGACAUCAUCAUCCCGCUCAGGACUGCUGACAGCGUCUUCUGCCCGCACUACGAGAAGGUGAGCGGGGACUACGGACACCCCGUCUACAUCGUUCAGGAGAUGCCGCCGCAGAGCCCCGCCAACAUCUACUACAAGGUCUGAGGGCCGGGAAAACGAAAACGCAGAACCCGGACGAGCCCCCGGUCGGAGCGAAACGAACCGCCCCGCUCUUCCUCUCUGUCGACUCCUCCUCCUCCUCUCCUCUGAUGUUUCGUCACUAGUCGUUUCCUCUCUGAGUUUUCGCCCUUCGCUCCGGGUCGGUCACAGCCGGCGCAGACGAUGGGGACGAGUAGCGAAGCCGCCGUCGCUCGCCGGGAAGCGGAACGGACAGCCUCUUCUUCGUUUUCGUCCACCGGGAUUAAGUGAGUGGGAUGGGUGGAUUUAUGGAUGUGAAAGUUUUUGAAAGUGUGAGAAAAA